AUGAUGAUGGUGAUGGUGGUGACGGUAUCGAUGGCACUACCGAUGGCACUACCGACGGCCCUGAUGGCCGUGUGGGCGAUGCAAGGGACCGCCCAGCCCAGCCUUGGAGGCACCAUGACGGCCGUCAUCGAGUGCGAAGAAAGGCCGAUCACGGCUCUCGCGUUAGCACAAGUGAGGGUGGGAUUCUCCCUGCCGGAGAAGAGGGAGUCGGGGUCGGAGUUGGAGAUGGCAACGAAGGGGGUGGUUUUGGAGACGAAGGAGAUGGUUUCGGAGAAGACGGAGAGGGUUUCGGGGAAGAUGGAGAUGGUGUCGGAGAUCACGUAG
Ectocarpus siliculosus is the source of this 324-nucleotide messenger RNA. Lineage: Eukaryota; Phaeophyceae; Ectocarpales; Ectocarpaceae. The record is from the annotation of a GenBank genome assembly.